AUGGCUACUGUUGCUUCUCUUUGCACGGUCUUUCCCAUACUCACAUCAACCUUUUCGACGCGCCGUUUCGUUCCCCUCUCUUCCCGAACCCCAAAACGAAGUCGUAUCAUCACCUCUGUCGCUGAGGACCGAGAAAUAGUUCCCGUGUCUGAAGACAAAGGAACCCGUUUCCAUGAUGUUGAGGGGUUUCUACCUUCCGAAUCCAGCACAGAGGCAGAGGUUGGUCCUCGUCUCACCAACAGUGGUACCAUCAAUGCCGUCAUCGUUUUGGGGUUUGGGACUUUUGCUGUCACCAAGUUGCUCACCAUUGACCAUGAUUACUGGCACGGUUGGACUCUUUACGAGAUUCUGAGGUAUAUACCUGAGCACAAUUGGAUUGCCUACGAGCAAGCACUGAAAGCAAAUCCGGUUUUGGCUAAAAUGGCAAUAAGUGGGAUUGUAUACUCAAUUGGGGAUUGGAUUGCUCAGUGUUAUGAAGGAAAACCUCUUUUUGAGUUUGAUCGGGCACGGUUACUCAGAUCAGGUCUUGUUGGGUUUACUCUCCAUGGAUCUCUUUCUCAUUAUUACUACCAACUUUGUGAGGCUCUUUUUCCAUUUCAAGAAUGGUGGGUUGUCCCUGCUAAAGUUGCUUUCGACCAAACUGUGUGGUCUGCAAUUUGGAACAGCAUCUACUUUGUGGUUUUGGGCUUAUUGCGGUUUGAAUCUUUGACUAACAUAUAUGGUGAACUAAAGCAAACAUUUUUUCCCUUGCUUACUGCAGGGUGGAAACUUUGGCCUUUUGCUCAUCUGAUUACUUAUGGUCUGAUUCCUGUGGAACAAAGGCUUCUUUGGGUGGACUGUGUGGAGCUUGUCUGGGUCACAAUACUUUCAACCUAUUCAAAUGAGAAAUCAGAAGCCCGAAUAUCUGAGGCAUCAUCAGAAACAACAUCAUCCACUCCAAGCCAAAAUUCUAAGUUACAGAACCAACCUCGCAAAUAUUCGAAGAAUCUAUGA
Sphenostylis stenocarpa is the source of this 993-nucleotide messenger RNA. NCBI's taxonomy places the organism in Eukaryota, Viridiplantae, Streptophyta, Magnoliopsida, Fabales, Fabaceae. The record is from the annotation of a GenBank genome assembly.